AUGGCCACGACGCAGAAAUGUGUCCACCAAGGUUGUGGCAAGAACUUCACCGAUGCUACAGAGAAGUGUGAAUACCAUCCCGGUCCACCGAUCUUCCACGAAGGAUGGAAAUGCUGCAAGACCCGCGUCCUUACCUUUGACGAAUUCAUGUCCAUACCACCAUGCACAACGGGCACCCAUUCCACCACCGACAUACCUCCUCCCGUCGAAGAAAAGCCCAAAGAAGACGAGGCCUCGCUCGCCAGAAAAAUCGACGUGCUCACAACGCCCACGCCGAGCCGCCUGCCCAUCCAGCCGCCUCAAUCGGUACCUACGCCUCCUCCGCCUGCUCCAGAAACAGACGAUGACGAUCCGAGCUUGGAAAUCCCCGACGGAAGCACAUGUCGCCGACGGACCUGUGGGAAGAGAUACAAGAGAGGCAGUUCGCGAGAGGGCGAAACGUGCGUCCACCACCCCGGUGUGCCCAUAUUCCACGAGGGCAGCAAGGGGUAUUCGUGCUGUAAGAGAAGAGUCUUGGAGUUUGACCAGUUCAUGAAGAUUGAAGGGUGCAAGACCAAGGAUAGACAUCUGUUCAUUGGCAGUGGGAAGAGGGACAAGGACCAUGGCCGGGACAAGGCGGACCCCACUGGGGAGGAGGUAUUGAGCACAGUCAGGCACGACUUUUACCAAACUGCCACCUGCGUCAUUGCCGCCUUUUUCCUCAAGAAAAUCAAAAAGGAAAACGCCAAGGUUCAGUUUCAAGAAAAACAGCUUGCUCUCGAGUUGAUGACGAGCGAUUCCCCGCCGAAGCGAUAUACAGCAGACGUGCCCCUCUACGGACCGAUUGACACAAGCAAGUCGUCGUUUAAGAUCCUGGGGACGAAGCUGGAGGUCACUCUUGUAAAGGCAGAUGGGUCUUCGUGGCCGGUGCUCAGGGGGGAUGAGGCGUUGACGGGUGAAAUAUACCAAGUUGGACGGGCGGGCAUGGCGCAGUAG
Metarhizium album ARSEF 1941 is the source of this 975-nucleotide messenger RNA. Its product is annotated as CORD and CS domain containing protein. Bases 1 to 975 code for a protein of 324 amino acids. The transcript is spliced from 3 exons. The record is from RefSeq and is a predicted model, not a curated record. Lineage: Eukaryota; Fungi; Ascomycota; Sordariomycetes; Hypocreales; Clavicipitaceae.